AUGAUUGAUGGAACACAAGUCAUUGAUUAUCACGGGCAUGUGGGUCGCUGGGAUCCGCUCGGCAUGAAGGAUGAUCCGAAGUUGAUGCUCCAUGCUAUGGACUCAGCAGGUAUUGACAAAUCCUGCGUAUUUGGCAUCUUCCAUCCCGACGGUACAGCGAGCAAUGACCAAGCCGCCCAUUUUAUCGCGCAGCAUCCAGAUCGCUUUAUCGGAUUUGCAUACGUUUCACCGAUGAUGCCGGAGCGGAUGAUACCAGAAUUGACCCGCGCGAUUGACGAUCUGAAAUUUCCCGCCAUUAAGCUUUAUCCGCCCUACACCCUUUGGCCCUUUAACCAACCGCAGUGGCAUCCGAUCUACGAAUUCGCGGACGAGCGGGGACUCGCUGUCCUUUUUCAUACCGAUGGCGGUGAAUUAAGCCGGCCCCGGCAUCUAUCCGAAAUCGCGCCGCAAUAUCCGAACGCUAAUUUUGUCGCUGGUCAUGCCGGCAACGUCAUCGAACCUCGCACUGAAGCUAUCGCCGCUGCACAGGCGCAUCCCAACGUCUAUCUCGAAACAUGCUCCACCUAUCGGACGCCCGGCGUGAUUGAGCAGUUGGUGAAUGAGGCAGGUGCAGAUCGAGUGCUGUUCGGCUCGGAUGUGCCCUUGAUGGAUCCGCGUCCUCAGAUCGGCAAAAUUAUCACCGCGGAUAUUUCCGACGAAGCCAAGCGGCUGAUCUUGGGUGGGAAUGCCCGCCGUUUAUUGCGCAUCUAG
Geodia barretti is the source of this 750-nucleotide messenger RNA. The record is from the annotation of a GenBank genome assembly. NCBI's taxonomy places the organism in Eukaryota, Metazoa, Porifera, Demospongiae, Tetractinellida, Geodiidae.